AUGAACGAGUCCAAAGUGCAAAAGAGAGAUAUAAAAUCUUCGGCUUCCGAGAAUCGGAGGUUAUCUCAAGAAGUAUCUGAUUUGCGUGCGAAGUGUUUACAGUUAGAACGACGAAAUAAUGAAUUAACCAAACAUACAGCUGUCGUUGCCACUGAAAUAGCUCGCUUACGAGAAGAUAACGAAUUUCUUGCUGGUGUUAACGCAGAAUUCAGUUCUGAAAAUGACGACUUGAAAGAAGAGGUUAACGAAUUAAAAACAAAACUCGAACAAUACCAGAUACGAUCAUCAUCUGAAAGCCUUGAUGUUAUUGAUGUUCCAGAAGAACGGUUAGCAAAACGGUUCAAAUCAGAUGGGUCAAAAAAAGUAAAGAAGAUGGUACACUACGCCGAAAAUCAACCAAAAGAAGAACAAGAAGAACAACAUGAAAAGGAGGCGAGGAUUGAAAUGAAAAUGAUCUUCAAAACUAUUAAACCUAAUGACAAUUUGGAUGAUAACGAAACGUUUAAUAGUACAAAAAAUGUUGAAAUUCGCAGUAGAUUAAUUCCCGAACUUCAAAGGGCGAUGUUUCCGAAUUAUAAACCUUCAGUAGCACAAUUGACGAACUGGUUGAGCAUCCUCCAUAAGUCACGAAGAUCACAAACACAACUGAAAAAAAGUGGAAAAAGUGACGAGAACAGUCGCAGAGUUCACAAUAACAGUCGCGUACAAAAUAAAAAAUUGCGUCGAAUUAAGGCUGCAAAGGAUCUUUAUAGGAAAAGUGACGAAAGAAUAAUUGGUUAUGAAAAACGCCAAUUAUUAAAAAUGUUGGCAAAUCGAUCUUACCACUCACCGGAAAUCAGUGAGUCAGAUGAAGAGAAUCCAGAUAAGACGAUCGUAUGCGUCUAUGAUUAUUCUUGGCGAUCACAAGAGUAUGAUGAUGAAGUUCAACACUUCGACCGAAUGCACCCUGAAGAUGCUCCACAAUGGUCAUAUGUCGAUAGAAGUGGUUUCGAAGAAGAUGAAGACUAUGGUGAAGAAACGGAAGAGGUGUUAAUCGAUAGUCAAAAAAGUGCAGCCGGUGAUGAUUUAGCUGAAUGAAGUGGGACUAUCGAUUACAUUUAUUUUAAAUUUUUUUU
Messenger RNA from Rhizophagus irregularis DAOM 181602=DAOM 197198, 1115 nucleotides. The record is from RefSeq and is a predicted model, not a curated record. NCBI's taxonomy places the organism in Eukaryota, Fungi, Glomeromycota, Glomeromycetes, Glomerales, Glomeraceae.